Molecule: messenger RNA, 3483 nt
Organism: Closterium sp. Naga37s-1
Lineage: Eukaryota; Viridiplantae; Streptophyta; Zygnematophyceae; Desmidiales; Closteriaceae
Source: the annotation of a GenBank genome assembly
AUGGGAGUUCAGAAUCGGCAAUGCCGAGGAAAACAGCAUGCUUCUGCUGUUAUGGCUGUGGGCACCGUCGCGGGCUCCAGGGGCGGGUCCGCGGCGGCUCAGGGCACCGUCGCGGGCGCCAAGGGCGGGUCCGCGGCGGCUCAGGGCACAGUCGCGGGCGCCAGGGGCGGGUCCGCGGCGGCUCAGGGCACCGUCGCGGGCGCCAGGGGCGGGUCCGCGACGGCUCAGGGCACCGUCGCGGGCGCCAGGGGCGGGUCCGCGGCGGCUCAGGGCACCGUCGCGGGCGCCAGGGGCGGGUCCGCGGCGGCUCAGGGCACCGUCGCGGGCGCCAGGGGCGGGUCCGCGGCGGCUCAGGGCACCGUCGCGGGCUCCAGGGGCGGGUCCGCGGCGGCUCAGGGCACCGUCGCGGGCGCCAGGGGCGGGUCCGCGACGGCUCAGGGCACCGUCGCGGGCGCCAGGGGCGGGUCCGCGGCGGCUCAAGGCACCGUCGCGGGCGCCAGGGGCGGGUCCGCGGCGGCUCAGGGCACCGUCGCGGGCGCCAGGGGCGGGUCCGCGGCGGCUCAGGGCACCGUCGCGGGCUCCAGGGGCGGGUCCGCGGCGGCUCAGGGCACCGUCGCGGGCGCCAGGGGCGGGUCCGCGGCGGCUCAGGGCACCGUCGCGGGCUCCAGGGGCGGGUCCGCGGCGGCUCAGGGCACCGUCGCGGGCGCCAGGGGCGGGUCCGCGGCGGCUCAGGGCACCGUCGCGGGCGCCAGGGGCGGGUCCGCGGCGGCUCAGGGCACCGUCGCGGGUGCCAGGGGCGGGUCCGCGGCGGCUCAGGGGACCGUCGCGGGCGCCAGGGGCGGGUCCGCGGCGGCUCAGGGCACCGUCGCGGGCGCCAGGGGCGGGUCCGCGGCGGCUCAGGGCACCGUCGCGGGCGCCAGGGGCGGGUCCGCGACGGCUCAGGGCACCGUCGCGGGCGCCAGGGGCGGGUCCGCGGCGGCUCAAGGCACCGUCGCGGGCGCCAGGGGCGGGUCCGCGGCGGCUCAGGGCACCGUCGCGGGCGCCAGGGGCGGGUCCGCGACGGCUCAGGGCACCGUCGCGGGCGCCAGGGGCGGGUCCGCGGCGGCUCAGGGCACCGCCCCAUCACAGGGCAAGCUGGGAACGCUCACAGGGGUGUACAUCCAUCCCGCCCCGUCACAGGGCAAGCUGGGCACGCUCACAGGGGUGUACAUCCCGUGUGUGCAGAACAUCCUGGGAAUUAUCUUCUACAUCCGCCUCUCCUGGAUAGUGGGCAUAGCAGGGGUGAGCGGGAGCCUGAUGGUCGUGGCAGUCACAUGUGCCAGCACGUUCAUCACAGCGCUCUCCCUCUCUGCUGUUGUUACUAACGGUGCCAUGAAGGGCGGAGGUCCAUAUUACCUGAUUGGCCGUGCCUUGGGGCCCGAAGUGGGGGUCAGCAUCGGCCUCUGCUUCUUCUUUGGCAACGCAAUUGGUGGAUCGCUCUACAUUCUGGGGGCGGUGGAAACGCUUCUCGACGCCAUGCCUCAAAUGGCUCUCUUCCCUCCUCAAGCCAUGACAGUGACGGUGCAGGCAGCAGUGAACGCAACUGAAGCAGCCAUCAAUGGCACCAUGGCUGCUGCACCAGUAGCAGCAGAAACGGUGCUGUCAGUGUCGAGACACGACAUGCAGGCAUACGGCAUCAUCACCACCAUCUGCCUCUGCCUCAUAGUGUUCGGAGGAGUGCAUCUGGUGGACCGAGUGGGAUCGCUCUUCAUCAUCCCGGCCGUGCUCGCUGUCAUCUCCGUCUUCAUCGGCAUCUUCCUCUCUCCAGACAAUGAGUCGCCAGCUGGUUUGACUGGUCUCAGCACCACCACUCUCUUCGCCAACUGGUUACCAAGUUACCAGACCACCAACUCCAAUGGCAUACCCGACCCUAACGGCUCUUUCUACUGGGGCUUUAACCAGCUGCUGGGGCUGUUUUACCCGGGAGUGACGGGCAUCAUGGCGGGAUCCAACCGCUCUGAGGCGCUGAGGGACACACAGCGGUCCAUCCCCACGGGGACCCUGGCAGCCAUUGUCUCAAUGACUGGUCUCUAUGUGGUCUCCAUUCUGCUGUUUGGCGCUGUUGCCACCAGGGACCUGCUUGUCACUGACAGGCUUCUCACUGCCACGAUUGCGUGGCCCGUGCCAGCUGUCGUCCAGGUGGGCAUCGUCCUCUCAACGCUGGGUGCAGCGCUGCAGAACCUCAUGGGAGCGCCCCGGCUGCUGGCGGCGAUAGCGAAUGACAACGUGCUGCCGGUGCUGAAUGCAUUCAAGGCAGAGAGCCACCAGGAGCCGCAUCUCGCCACGCUCUUCACGCUUCUCUUGUGCUGCAGCUUUGUGCUGAUAGGAGACGUGGACUACGUGUCGCCAGUCAUCACCAUGUUCUUCCUGCUCUGCUACUGCGGGGUCAACCUCUCCUGUGCUCUCCUCGACCUCGUUGACGCCCCCUCCUGGCGCCCGCGCUGGCGCUGGCACCACUGGCUCGUGUCACUCGCAGGGGCUCUCCUCUGUCUUGUCAUCAUGUAUCUAAUCUCCUGGUUCUUCACGCUCGUCUGUCUCACCCUAGCCGUCCUCAUCUACAUCUACGUCAGCAUGGUGGGCAAGGCGGGCGACUGGGGCGACGGGGUCAAGUCGGCCUACAUGCAGCUCGCGCUGCGCUCGCUGCACUUCCUGGGAGUCUCUCAAGUCCAUCCCAAGAACUGGUAUCCCAUUCCGCUCAUCCUCUGCAAGCCAUGGGGCCUGCUCCCCCCCGACGCGCCCUGCCAUGCGCGCCUGGGGGAUUUCGCCAAGUGCAUGAGGAAGAAGGGCAGAGGAAUGAGCAUCUUCGUGUCUGUCUUAGAAGGGAAUUACAGCACCCUAGCAUCAGAGGCCAGUAGAUCGGCCCGAUGUCUCCUGGCAUACAUAGACAGCAACCAGUGCGAGGGCGUGGCGGAGGUGAUGGUGGCAUCCUCUGUGAGGCGAGGCGUGGGCAUCGCCCUGCAGAGCAUGGGGCUGGCUGGCUUAAAGCCCAACAUCGUCUGCUUCAGAUACCCCGAGGCGUGGCAGCAGCAAGAAUCAAGUCACAUCCCCGCAACGUUUGUGAGCCUGAUCAACGACAGCAACACGGCGGGCAAGGCGUGUGUGAUUGUAAAGGGGCUGGACGAGUGGCCGGCAGAGGGGUGCGGGCAGUACGGCACCAUCGACCUGUUUUGGAUCGUGAGGGAUGGGGGCAUCAUGCUGCUGCUGUCCCAGCUGCUGCGGUCUCGACCCACCUUCGAUGCUUGCAAGAUUCAGGUGUUUUGCAUUGCAGAGGACGAUGGGACAGCUGAGACGUUGCAACUAGACGUGGCCCAGUUCCUGCACGACCUGCGCAUGCAGGCGGAUGUGGUGGUGGUGACGAUGAGAGCAUGGGAGGACGUAGUGGGGGAUGAGGAUGGGCCCGAGGCUGAGCUGGCGAGGCAGGGCGCCAUGGAGGCGUUUACUCGG